Molecule: messenger RNA, 570 nt
Organism: Rhodotorula toruloides NP11
Lineage: Eukaryota; Fungi; Basidiomycota; Microbotryomycetes; Sporidiobolales; Sporidiobolaceae
Product: transcription initiation factor TFIID subunit 13
Exons: 3
Coding region: 1-570 (189 amino acids)
Biological process (GO): RNA polymerase II preinitiation complex assembly; transcription by RNA polymerase II
Cellular component (GO): transcription factor TFIID complex
Molecular function (GO): protein heterodimerization activity
Source: RefSeq, a predicted model, not a curated record
AUGUCGGCUCAACAACAGCAGCAGAGGCAGUCGCAGCAGCGCAGGCUCAUCAAGAAGGGCCUCUUCGCCAAGGACUUGGCACCGAUGAUGUACGGCUUCGGCGAUGAGAACCCUGCGCCAGAUUCGAUUGCGGUCAUGGAGGAGCUGGUCAUUGAGCACAUCACGGAUAUCUGCAUGCAAGCGCACCUCAUCUCGACCAACCGCGGCAAGAUCAAAGUCGACGACUUCCGCUUCGCCCUCCGCCGCGACCCAAAGAAGCUUGCCCGUAUCGACGAGCUGCUCUUCAUGCAAGAGGAGAUUGCACGAGCACGGCGAGGAUUCGAUAACCCGCUCGACGCGUAUGCGGACGAGGAGGAUAUUGCGGCGGCCAAGGCGGAUGCGGCGGCGGGUGUAGGGACGGUCCAGGGCGGCGUGCAGUCGACGACUUCGGGCGUGCUGGGAACGGCAGCGGCGUCAACGUCGAUGCCGGCGGGCGGAGCGGGUGCGAGGAAGGGCGGAGGCGGCCUGGCGUUGCCAGAGGGGAAGGGCAAAUCGUCCAAGGCGAAGGGGAAGCAGAAAGAGAAGGCGUGA